This is a messenger RNA of Vicia faba (fava bean), 1728 nucleotides long. The record is from the annotation of a GenBank genome assembly. NCBI's taxonomy places the organism in Eukaryota, Viridiplantae, Streptophyta, Magnoliopsida, Fabales, Fabaceae.
AUGAUUUAUAGCUUAGUUUGGGGAAAUUAUCUCGUUGGUUUCUGCGUUAAAAUACUGAAUUCAGCCGUUGUGAUCGGAUUCUAUUAUGGAUUUCUGACUACAUUCUCCAUAGGACCGUCUUAUCUUUUCCUUCUUCGAGGGCAAAUCUUAGGAAAGGGAUCUGAAACGAAAAUAUCAGCAACAACCGGGUUUAUUACGGGACAGCUCAUGAUGUUUAUAUCGAUCUAUUACGCGCCUUUGCAUUUGGCAUUGAGUAGACCUCAUACAAUAACAGUCUUAACUCUACCAACACCGCUCCCAUAUUAUUAUAUUGAGGAAAUGAUGCGAUACGAUGACAGGGACCUGGAGGAAGUCAAAGCUGCAAUAGAUUGGGAAAAGGAAGAAACUAACGAAGAAGAAGAAGAUAUUACUGUUUAUCUUUCUGAUAAAAAAGAGAAUACUUUCAACAAAAAACUCGCCCCGUUGGAAAAAUCUCUUGUAACUACUCUUUUCGAUUAUCGAAAAUGGAAUAGGCCUUUGCGAUAUAUAAAAAAUGAUCACUUUGAAAGGGUUGUAAGAGAUGAAAAUUCACAAUUUUUUUUCCAGGUAUGUCAAAGUGAUGGAAAAAAACGAAUAUCUUUCACAAAACUAUGUAGUGAAAUAAACGAAAUAAGUAAAGAAGUUCCUCGAUGGUCAUACGACUUAGUCGAUGAAUUGGCGGUAUUGAUGGACGCGAGUCCAAAGGAGUCUCAGAUUCGUUCCCCAAAAGCUGACCGUAUAGUUCUUUUUAAUAGUAAAACAGAUUCUAAUGACAAUCAGAAUAGUGCUGAACCGGACAGAAAUACUGAAUUUGCUGUAGUUCAUUAUUCACGCGAACCAGAUUAUUGCCGAGACCUAAUCAGAGGAUCUAUGCGCCCUCAAAGGCGUAAAACAGUAACUUAUAAACUCUUUCAAGGAACUGCACACUCCCCUCUUUUUUUGGAGAUAAUGGGCGACUACGCGUUCUUGUUUGGUGAUCUUGUCUAUGAUAUCUCCCAAUAUUUGAAAGAAUAUUUCAGGAAACCGGGUACUGAUAAUUCGGAAUUUUUGGCGUUUGAGAAAACGAUAGAACAGAAAGAGAUAGAGGAAAACAAAGACGAGUCUGAAAUAAGACUUAGACAAAUCGAAGAAGCCUGGGAGAGCAUUCUCUAUGAAGAUUUGAGGGAUUGGAGAAAAGAAGUCCAUAUUUACUGCACCUAUCAGGGCGUUCCAGUAUCUCACACCGCGUUGCCAACAAACUGGUUCUGGGAGGGUAUUCAGAUAAGGAUCUUAUUCCCUUUUGUUCUGAAACCGUGGCACAAUAAGUUUUAUGGAAACAAAAACAUUACUGAUGUAGCCAAGUUAAAGUUAGAAAAGAAAGAAUACGGGAAGCAAGCAGAUCUCAAAUCAUAUCUCUCAAACUAUUAUAGGGACACUCGACGCCGUAGAGAAUUGAGAAUUCUAAUUUGUUUGAACCCACAGAAUAGAAAUACUGUGCAUAGAAACACAAUAAAUGACACUGAGAAAAAACGAAAUAAUUCUUCUGAAGUUUUGACUCAAAAUGAAGAUAUUGAUAGCGAUACAAAAAAACUAAUGACUUUAAAAUUCUUUCUUUGGCCAAAUUAUCGAUUCGAAGAUUUAGCUUGUAUGAACCGCUAUUGGUUUGAUACACAUAAUGGAAGCCGUUUCAGUAUAUUAAGAAUACAUAUGUAUCCUCGAUUGAAAAUCUAG